Messenger RNA from Closterium sp. NIES-67, 1113 nucleotides. The record is from the annotation of a GenBank genome assembly. NCBI's taxonomy places the organism in Eukaryota, Viridiplantae, Streptophyta, Zygnematophyceae, Desmidiales, Closteriaceae.
CUUCUUUCAUACAUCCUGAAAUAUUAGUUCGUAUUUUACGUACUCAAAUAGAAGACGUAUCCUUAAUACACUUAUUUAGACAAAUAUUACAUAAAAACAUUUGUGAAGUAGACAAAAAAAAUUCUUUGAACAAGAAUUUUCUAUCCAGUAUAUUAGGAAAAAUGUUAUUGAACUGGAAGCAAGUUGUAAAAAAAAAAUAUAUUCAACUUCUUAUAAAGAACCCUUUUCUUAUGAAAAAAAUUCCAUUACUUAUAAAUACAUACGUGCAAAAAAUAUUUGCUUUUUGAAUCUACAAAAUUCAUCAAAAAACAAAUCUGUUAUAGAACACAGAUAUCUUAAUUUCUUGCAAUAUCGUAUAGGAUUUGUAUGUAAUUCAAAUAAACUCAAAACUGUUUUAGUAGAAAGUCCUAGUCUUUUUUUAGGUUUUCUAUUACAGUUCAAAAUCAAAAACACAUUUCUUCGUAUACAUAUAUAUACUGAUCACUUAAGAUGUUUGUUUAAUAGAAAAUCUCUAGUCAUAUUGAAUCCAUUACUAUGGCUUAUGCGAAUAUUAGCCACAUAUCGCUUUUGUACUUCUUUUGGGUAUCCAAUUAGUAAAUCAGCAUGGUCAACGUGCUCUGAUAUUACGAUUAUAGAUCGAUUUAAACAAAUCAGAAAUAGUCUGCUUAAGUAUUAUAGUGGAUCUAUUAAUCAAAAAGACUUAUCACGUAUCAACCAUAUCUUACAUUACUCAUGUGCAAAGACAUUAGCAUGUAAACAUAAGACUAAUCUUAGAAAAAUAUGGAAAAAAUAUGGGAAACAACUUGUAAACCAUUAUCAACUUGAAAAAACUAGAAACAGACUUCUAUCAGAAAAAAAUCUGAUAAGUUAUUCAAAAAUGAAUAUAAGAUGGUGGAAUUCUUACUUGAAAAAACCUGAUCCUAUGAGUACUUUGUUAGAAAACAUUUAUCGUUUACAAAAAAACUAGAAACAUACAUAAUAAAGUUAAUCAAAAGAAAAAUCAUACUCCUAUAUCUUUUCUUUAAGAACUAUACAAAGAGAGCCGUGUGCAAUGAAAGUUGCAAGCACGGUUUGGGAAGAGGUUGUUUUAGAAAAUAAUAAACUCAAAAAUUA